UGGACAAGAAUUUUUAGUUUACAAUUUUCAUGGUUUGGCCCAUCUUUGUGAAGAUGUUAAAAUCCAUGGUAAUUUGGAUUUAUUUUCAUCUUUUCCAUAUGAGAAUUUCUUGGGUCAUCUUAAAAAAUUGGUUAGAGGCCCACGAAAUCCUUUGACACAAGUGAUCCGCAGGUUGUCUGAAAUUGAUGAAGCCAGCUCCAACUGUAAUCUUAAUGCACAGGCAUCCAACGAUUAUAAAUCGGAACAUACUGAAGGGCCAGUACCACAAUUUUUCACAGGAGAAGCAAAACAGUUUAAAGUGUUGUCCAUGGAUGGUGCAGUUAUCAAAACUACAAAUAGAGAUUCCUGCAUCAAAAUAAAGAACAAGUUUGUGUUGGUUGAAAAUAUUAUUGUUGAUAGGGGAGUGGAAUAUUUUGUCGGUAGGGACUACAGAUGCAAGGAAUCAUUCUUUGAAUACCCUUUUGACUCUACAGAGUUGGACAUCUUCGUGGUUUCUAACUUGUCUUUGACAGUGAAACAUUUUCAGAGAGUGGAGAGUGUGCAAAAAUAUGUCAGACUGCCAUUUCAUGACAAGUUUGUUGUUAUACCUUUGCUGCAUUUAAACAAACCACACGGCAGCUAUUGAUUUACAUUAUACUUAAACAUUUUUGGAUAGCAUGCAGUUGUUCAUGGGUCCAGUAAAUCUGCAGUUUAUAUUUUGUUGCUUUCUUUGUAUCUGCAGUAAAUGUUGUGUGCAAUUACAGUUCGCAAAAAAAAUUGUCUCUCUUCUCACAUAAUCCACUCAAACAUGUUCCUAUUAUUUGGAAAAGGCAUUCAAAUGAUUAAAUUACAAUUUUAUUUUGUUUAGAUAAUGUAUUACAUUGUGAUUUUUGAAAAAACGAAUGAAGUAGAAGUGGUGCCUUCCAAUUGGGUCAAAGAAAAUGAAUGUAUGUGGCCACCAAAUAAAGUGGAUGUUGUAAAAGCCACAAAAAAUAAGGAGCAACCUGGGGAAGGAUGGACUCCACACAGGGUCAGAAUUAUAUUUAAAUCGAACAGUUACAGUGAGGCAAGAUUAAAACUACCUGAAGCUGUCGAACACACAGACCUUGCAACAGAUGGGGAGGAUUCCCCAAUUAAACCCAAACGAAGAAGAAUGCCAAAGAACCUUCUUUUUCCUGGAGAAGAUGAGGAUGAUGAAAUCAGUGUUGAUCAGUCAAAAGAUAAUGGAAAGAAAAGAAAAGAAGAAUUGCCUAGAGCUCCGAAGAUCUUUCACUCAGUUUCUUCUGACCCCCAAAGGAUGCAGAAGACUGGUUCUACUCAGAAGUCUGUGUUGGCCAAAUCUAAGCCAACAAAAUUUUUACCAAAUAUCCCUCCUAAUUCCCAAAGUCAUCAUACUUCUAAUGUACCUAAGAGGACCCACACACAUUCUGACCACUCUCGAAGAAACCAUGCAACUGCUGAUCCACUUGAGAGGAGCCGCACUGCUCCUAACCAGCUUCAGAGAUUCCACACAAGCUGUACCUCUCCCAACUUGUCUGACAAUGAUUGCACUCCACCUGACCUGCUUCCGAGAUGCCACGCUUCCCCUGAUUCACGACAGAGAAAUAGUGGAACUGCUGAGCCAUUUCAGAAGGUCCAGACUUCCUCUGAUCCACUUCUAAGAGGCCACAAAACUUCAGACUCAUUUCAGAGAGGCCGCAUUUCCCCUGAUCCGCUUCAGAGAAGCCACUCAACUGCUGAGCCGUUUCAGAAAGUCCACACUUCCCCUGAUCCACUUCAAAGAAACCAUGCAAAUGCUGACCCGUUUCAAAGAAGCGACGCUUCCCCUGACCUGCUUCAGAGAAGCUGUAUUUCUCCUGACUUGUUUGAGAGAGAUUAUACUCUCCCUGACCAUUUUCAGAGAAGUCACUUUCCCCCUGACCCACUGCAAAGAAGCUGCACUUCCCCUGAUCGACAUCAGAGAGAGAAUGUUUACCACCAGCCACAAGGACUAAGACAUCAAGCUGUUCUUGAUACUUCCCUCCUGCGUAACAUUCUCAUAAAUCAAGAGAUAAUGAUGGACCAAAUGAAGAAAAUAUAUAGGACAGUUCAGGGUCUAAAAUCUGUCAGUGAAGAAGACAUAGGCCUUGAAGCAAACCUACUGCCAGUAGCUGAUCUUCAGUCUCUCCAAAACUUGGAGGAGCGAUUGAGAAAAUUUCCUGACUUUCAGAAGCAAUUGAUUAACCUGUUGGCAAUGAAAGGUGGGACAGACACCAGAGAUGGAGUUUGGAGAAUUAUGACUGCAACAAUCACAAACUCCCUGGCCAAGUAUAUAAACAUGCGUGGUGUUAAUGGGAAGAUCAGCUUUAAAAGCUUGCAGUUACGAAACAUUGUUCUUGCUGCUUUGAGAAAAAAUCGCCUCACACAGCAUGCCACCGAGCAGGAAGUAGAAUCAACAGUUCAAAGAUGGCUUCAGCUUGCUCCUGAUCGCGAUGGAGGAAGGAGAGAGCGCUUAAAGAGAAAAGAGGCCACUUCACUUUCUCCCACACACACACAUUCUGAUGUGUAAAUUGUUUUAAUUUGCUCUUUGUUUAGAUUAAAUUAGAUUAUAAUGUUCAAAUUUCAGUACUAGAUUCCUUAAGAUUCAUUUAGUUCGCGCAGAUAGCGUUCACACAGUUGCACAACUCUAGCUUUCCUUUCAUUUCUUUUUUGGCUUAGCAUUACUAAAGUGUGUAAGCUUGAACAUUUAGAAAUAUGUACUUUUACAGGUUGUAAUAAGAAGUUAGACUUGUUUGAAUGUUCAAAAUAAAAAUAGCCUUUACACAGUUCUA
This is a messenger RNA of Pimephales promelas (fathead minnow), 2789 nucleotides long. RefSeq lists its product as uncharacterized. The record is from RefSeq and is a predicted model, not a curated record. Lineage: Eukaryota; Metazoa; Chordata; Actinopteri; Cypriniformes; Leuciscidae.